AUGCGUUCAUUCGUUACCUGCACCGUUCUGGCCUCCGUCGCCUCCCUGGCUUCCGCCUCCAUCCAGGCCCGCUGGGAGUACCCUGAGGCUGUUCCCGCUAUCAUGCGCCGUCAGGACCCUGGCACUCCCGCCUACGCCUGCCACGAGAACUGCGGUCUUCUCAUCACCCUCGGCCGUACCGACGGCUUCUGCGACAACGCCGAGUGGAACACCCGCUACGACGCCUGCAUGGCCUGCGCCAACAACUUCGGCAUCUGGAUCUACUACCGCAACGGCGUGACCACCGCCGCCGAGAAGUGCGGCCUGUCUCCCACUCCCAGCCCCUCCGGCGCCGCCGCCACCACUGCCGCUGCCACCAGCGCCGCCCCGGCUCCCUCUACUGCCGCCGAGCCCGCCCCCACCACCGCGGCCGCUUCUUCUUCCGCCGCCGCCCCUCCCGCUGAGGAGUCCUCUUCCGCCCCUGCUGCCACCUCUGCCGCUGCUCCCGCCACCACCCUGACCACCGCCGCCAGCUCUGCCGCCUCCUCCGGCGCGGCCACCCCCUCCGCCUCUGGCACCGGUGCCGCCGGUACCUCCACCGCCACCGCUACCCGCGUCACCUCCAUCGGUACCUCCGUCGUCAUUCCCUCCGGAACUGCCACCCCCAGCAGCCCCGUCUUCGCCGGCGCCUCCAAGAACACCGGCGUUCUCGGCGCCGUCGGCGCCAUCGGUGUCGUCGGCCUGGUCCUUGCUGCUCUCUAA
Messenger RNA from Colletotrichum siamense, 741 nucleotides. RefSeq lists its product as uncharacterized. The transcript is spliced from 3 exons. NCBI's taxonomy places the organism in Eukaryota, Fungi, Ascomycota, Sordariomycetes, Glomerellales, Glomerellaceae. The record is from RefSeq and is a predicted model, not a curated record. Bases 1 to 741 code for a protein of 246 amino acids.